AUGUCUGAUUCGCUGGCCACGCUGUUUGCACAGCCUUCCAGGAUCGACAACAAGGAGCUGGUUGCUCGCAAACGGACUCUGAUCGAGAUUCCAAAGACUGAGGAGGAAGAAAGGGCGUUGGAGUCAGGACAACAGUCGAAUAAAAGAUUGAAAAGGGCCGCAGAAUUUGCUAAGUCUCGCAAAGAAGAAUCUUCAACCAUCACUUCGGCUCCUAAAUAUGAUCCUGUUGUUGAGAAGGAGAAGAAUAAGCGCACAAUUUUCAUUGGAAAUCUUCCGACAGCCAUCAUGGCCUCCAAAAAAUCUACCAAGGAGCUGAAGGCUCUGUUCAAGCCUUUUGGCAAGAUCGAGUCGAUGAGAUUUAGAUCAUUUGCAGUUCAAUCCAACAUUCCAAGAAAGGCUGCCUACAUUUUGCAUAACGUGAAAGACGACGAUACCACCAACUGCUAUAUGGUAUUUGAAAAAGAGGAAGAUUCGCUCAAGGCUGUGGAGCUGAACGGAACCGUGUUCAUGGAUCACCACCUAAGAGUUGACCAUGUUGCUCAGCCCUUGAAGCAUGACAACAAGCUUUCUGUUUUUGUGGGAAACCUUGAUUUUGAGGAGACGGAGGAAUCUCUGUGGAGAUUUUUCAACGAGACUUGUUCACCAGACAAAUCGAACGUCAUCGCGAAUGUGCGGUUGGUUAGGGAUGCCAAGACUAACUAUGGUAAAGGAUUUGCAAUUGUACAGUUCACAGAUACAAACUACGUCUCUAAAGCAUUGCUACAGAACAAAAAAGAGCUCACGACAUCAAAGAAACCUAGAGGGCUCCGCAUCACGCGCUGCAGGAACCAGACGGUGGCUCCGGUGAAGGAUAGAAAGUUGGGAUUGGCUGUGAAAGCUGGAAAAGUGGUCUUGGAAGGUGAGAGAGCCAAAAAGGGUAUUCGUGUGAAGGGUAUCAAGAAUGGUGGUCAUGCUGGCGGUAAAAAGAAGCCAAGAAACCCUGAAGGAAGAGCUGCAAGAAGGAGUAAGGAGUUUAGGCAAAAGCUAGGCGUUAAGUGACAUGAUGUAAAAUAGAA
This is a messenger RNA of Ogataea polymorpha, 1055 nucleotides long. RefSeq lists its product as uncharacterized. Lineage: Eukaryota; Fungi; Ascomycota; Pichiomycetes; Pichiales; Pichiaceae. The coding region runs from base 1 to 1038 and encodes 345 amino acids. The record is from RefSeq and is a predicted model, not a curated record. The transcript has a single exon. Gene Ontology annotation, molecular function: RNA binding.